Messenger RNA from Cryptococcus wingfieldii CBS 7118, 855 nucleotides. RefSeq lists its product as hypothetical. The coding region runs from base 1 to 855 and encodes 284 amino acids. The record is from RefSeq and is a predicted model, not a curated record. Lineage: Eukaryota; Fungi; Basidiomycota; Tremellomycetes; Tremellales; Cryptococcaceae. The transcript has a single exon.
AUGACGGAUGCAGACACCCAAAAACUCCCAUACCUGCCCGAAGACGUCCUCCUUAUCAUCCUCGAACUCGUCGAAUCCACCGCCAGUCCCUCCACCCUCGCUCCCCUCGCCCGCGUGUCCCGCUCCCUUCACCGGAGAUUCUUCCCUCUUCUCUACAACUCUCCCAUUCUCACCCAGCACAAAUGCUCCGGAUUCUUCUCCGGUCUUCUCGACGGCAGUAUAGAUGAGGAAGAGAAGAAGCACUGGCAGGAAGGAGAGCUAGAGGACAAAAGAUCGCCAGCCGCCCGAAGACUCAUCAUGCUACGAUAUGUGUGGAAACUGCACCUUGACGACCUCGAGGCUGUCGAGGUAUGCCAUGCAGCUAUAGGCGCUUUCCUGGAGCUGAGACUUGGGACCCCACCGAGAAAACUAUACAAACCGCGAAUACUCGACCCUCCUCCCAGUGGCUUCCUCUUCUACGCACCCAUUGCCCCCACCGUCCACCUCUCUUCCACCCUUCUCGACGCCUGGCGAUCUUCCGAGUCUCCUUGCGACUCCAUGGACGAAUGGUUCAAGCUGUUCAAGUUUAUAACGAAGCCAUAUGGGGUUUUGUCAUUCCAGAUGCCGGAGAAGAGACCUGGUACUGAGGCUGAGGCUGAUGGUGCGACGUACCAGUCGUUUCUGGAAUCUCUUUGUCGGAAGAUGAAGCCGCGAUUGUUGGUGAUCGACGACAUCGUACCCGACGAUUUUGGAGGUACGUGUCUCGAUUAUGCCGUGUUUGCUUCCCAGAGGGGCGUCGCCUUUCGGUACCGGGAUAGCGCAGACGCCGAAGCAAUCGUGCAUACCAGGGGGAAAGUCGCAGAGUUAUUGUGGUAA